AUGUUAGCUACGUCAGUUAUGAAGGAUGGUGAAAAUACUCGUCUAGGAAAAACCAACGUCGAAAACUUGCUAUCAGAAUUUAACAUGGAAAUGAAUGCUAAUCGUGUUAUUAUAUGGUUAUUGAUAACGUACAAAGUGUUUUCACAUCGAAUAGUAUUGGUCUUAUUGGCCUGCUUUUCUGGACCAGAAUCGAUCCACGCAAAACAACGUAGCUCCACUGGUUCCACUCCCCAAUCCACAUCUGUCCCGUCUUUAGGUCAUAAUGAUUCUGUAAUAUGUUCCAUGCGCCAAAUCGAAGGAAGUAAUGUUUCCAUCAAGCUUACACUUGGUACCCACUCUUUCAACGCCCUUGGGGCUGCUAGUACACGUAUUGACAACUUGGUUGAUCAUCCGGAAUGCGGACCGUGA
Molecule: messenger RNA, 408 nt
Organism: Mucor mucedo
Lineage: Eukaryota; Fungi; Mucoromycota; Mucoromycetes; Mucorales; Mucoraceae
Exons: 4
Coding region: 1-408 (135 amino acids)
Source: RefSeq, a predicted model, not a curated record